AAAAAAUGAUGUAUUCAUUUGCAUGACAAACCCGAUUUUAUCAAUGUUGUUUCGAAGAAUUCAAUCGAAAAAACAAUUGUCAUAUAAAAGAAUAUCUGAUUCAUUACUUUUCUCAAAAAUAGAUAAGGACCUACCAUUUUAAAGAAGGCAACUAUUUCAUCUCUUAUUUACGUGUUUAACAUCGUCAAAAGUGUAGAAUUUGAUUUAAAAAAAAAAACAUUUUAUUAUUCCAUGAUGAAAAAAUCAACAAUAAAAACCUUUAUGAAUUUUGUUCUUGUUAAAAACUCUCGAAGUUUGUUGUUGAACGAAUAGUUUGGUAGAAAAAUCUUUGAUAGAGUAAUGAUUUAUGCAUUCAUGAUUUUAUUGAUCUAGAUAAAUCUCAAACUGAUAGAAAUCUAUCAGAUUCAGUUCGAUCACACAAUACUCAAUCCAGUUCAAAGUCAAAACGAUCUGUUAUACAACAUCUUUAUUCAGAAAGUUCAGCUGAAACAUUAGAACAAUUUCUUCGUAUUGAUAGUCUGAAAGUUGAUCAACCUAGUGAAGAUUUUAAAAAUAUAAUUAAAAUACUUGCUACGGAAUCCAACUGCAGAUCGGAAAAUAAAACAAGUUAUAAAUUUGAUGAUGUGUUAAAAAUCUUUAAUUCAAGUAUAACAUUUACAGGAGAUCAAAGGCGCGAUGAUUUCGAACAUUUAUUUCGUGGUAAUCGACCUGAUUUUACAUGGGUAAUUGAAGAUAAUUUUUAUCCAUGGAAAGUUGUUUCAAUAAUUGAAAAGAAGAAGAAUAUUACCAUCACACCAGCUGAUAUAUCUCAAAUGUUGGAAUAUUUAAGAUUAAUUGUUCGAGUUUCUCCUAAACGACAAUAUGCAGUUGGAUGUUUAACGAAUUAUAAACGAAUAAUUUUUGGUAAAGCAUCAAUAAUUAAUGAUAAAUUUACGUACGAAAGAUUUCGUUCCAUAAAUCUAGUUGAAGACUUUUGGAAGUUUCUUCGUUGCAAUUCAAUUGAUUUAGGACACGUGAAAUUUUCUGUUCCAGAUUUUUUCAAAAUUGAAUCAUUAUUAGGUGGUGGUACAAAUAGUAUGGUUUAUCAAAUUGCAUAUAAUAAUAAUAAAUAUGCGAUGAAAAUUUCAAAUAAAAUGUCAAAGAAAGAAUUUGAUAUAGCUCAAGAAAUGGAAGCUUAUAUUAAAGAAUAUAAGCUAAGUGUUGAAAUUAUUAAGAUGGAUAUUAAAGAAGAUUUUGUUUUGUCACAACCAGUUGGAAAAAUGAUAAAAAAUGAUGAUAUAUGUAAAAAAGAGUAUAUUAUUCAAAUUUUAAAUCAAUUGGUCAUUGGUCAAAAAGUUAGACGAGUUCAUCGAGAUAUUCGAAUUAAUAAUAUAAUAUUGUAUGAUAAUUCGUAUGCUUAUUUAAUUGAUUGGGAUUCAUCAACAUCCAAUGGUUUUAAAGGUGAAUAUGAAGGUGCAUUUAUAACCGCAUCAACACCUGUACUCCGCCAAUAUUCAUCAUCAAAGGGUAAAGAAGUUUCAGCUUAUUAUGCUGAUGAUUGGAUGUCGAUUAUAUAUAUGAUAUUAUUAUCUCGUUGUCGAAAAGAAGAUCAAGUCUUGUUAAAGUCUCUAGCUAGUAACAGUAUGGCUCAAGACUUAAUCAUUGAUCGUCAAGAAAUUUUAACAAAUGAAGCAAUUUUACCAAGUCAAGGAAAUUUAGAAGAUUAUAAACAAGAAGUUAUCAAUCGUCUAAUUGAAAUAGAAAGUGAACGAGAAAAUUUAAGAGAUAUCAAUGUUUUACAUACACGAUGUAUGAAAAUAAUUGAAGCAAUGGAUAAACUUGGUUUGAUUUCAUAA
Messenger RNA from Rotaria sp. Silwood2, 1835 nucleotides. The record is from the annotation of a GenBank genome assembly. NCBI's taxonomy places the organism in Eukaryota, Metazoa, Rotifera, Eurotatoria, Philodinida, Philodinidae.